AUGACGAGACGACGUCGGAGCUCGAAGGCGACGAGUGGAUCGACGUCGAAGGUGAAGGCGACGAGUGGAUCGACGUCGAAGGUGAAGGCGACGAGUGAAUCGACGUCGAAGGCGAAGGCGACGAGUGAAUCCACGUCGAAGGCGAAGGCGACGAGUGAAUCCACGUCGAAGGCGAAGGCGACGAGUGAAUCGACGUCGAAGGCGAAGGCGACGAGUGGACCGACGUCGAAGGCGAAGGCGACGAGUGGACCGACGGCGGCGACGAGUGUUCAGGAAGAAGAUAAAGGAGUUACUUACGGAGAGCUAGGGUUUGUAGUCCGAGAUGUUUUAGGUGACGGCAACUGCUUUUUCCGAGCGCUAUCCCAUCAGCUCGUCAGUCAUGAGGAUUUACACUCAGAAUACCGUAAACAGCUUGCUCAGCAUAUGGAGGAUAACCGGGAUGUUUACGAUCCCUUCCACCGGAGCAGAGAUGACAAUGACGCCACAACAGAGAGCUAUGAUGAAUAUAUAAAAAAGUUGAAAAACAAGGCUUGGGGCGAUGACCUGGAGCUGAUGGCAGCGGCAAAGGCCUUCGACUGUAUCAUCCACUUGUACCAGGUAAACUUUCCAGGCCGUCGGGUUUACGAACCUUAUGAGGAUGCAACUAGAGAAGUCCCACCCAAAACGCUUAGCCUCUUAUAUGAUCCAGUGGGGUUCCACUACCAGAGUCUAGUUAAGCCUCCCAGUGGAAGCCAGUCAAAGAGAGCCAAGAGAGCCAAGAGAGCCAAGAGAGCCAAAGGAACGAGUGGAAGCCAGUCCAAGAGUUCCAAAGGAACGAGCAGUUAUGAGGAAAUAGGAUUUCAAAUCCACGAGAUUGAAGGCGACGGGAAUUGCUUAUUCCGAGCAGUAGCUCAUCAGCUCGACGGGGAUGACGGAAAACACUUCACAUAUCGCGAAAAAGUUGCUGACUUAAUGCUGGAACAUCCUAUAAAAUACAAGCGCUAUGUUCUUAAGUAUGAUAAGGAGGGAAGACGUCAGAGUCUUGCGCAAUACAUUGAGGGAAUACGCACUGGUUUUAUAUGGGGAGCGGAACCAGAGUUGUUGGCACUUGCCUCUCUCACCCGCUGUUGCAUACAUGUUUACAAGAAAGACUCUCCUCUAGACCCUGAGGCUUUUACACCCUAUGAUAAUGCAGUUACACGGACAAUCAGCGUGUUAUAUGAUGCUGCGGAGAAACACUAUGAUAGUUUGAUCUCUCCAUUUAUGAAGGAGAAGGAAGAUCCUGUAUGGUGGGAUUAUGAAAACGUCCCUAUUCCCUUCGAUACAUCUGUCGGGGAAAUGUUUGAUAGACUGGUUUCCAGAAUCAAACGUGCAGGUUGGGGCCGAGAACAUGGGUUGAAAAUUAAACUUGUUCUAGGAUAUACAUCUUCAUUUAUCCCAAGAGAGCUAAUUGGCCGAGUUGAAGUCUUAUAUGCCAACUACUAUCCAAGACCAACCGAUGAUGACACAACGGGGGAUCAAUCAGCUGAUUGUAAAAUCAAAUCGUUGAUUCCGUUCUGGCUUGUCACAGCUGAAACAGGUCAAAAAGCAGUGUUAAUCACGGGAGAUGGGGAUUUUCAGACUGAUUUAAAUCUAUUGCAAAGAAGAGGGCAUGCGACUAUGGUUAUUCAUAGCCAGAAUUCGAAAUCUGCAAAGCUCGAAGGAGCCAAGGAGAAAAGGGCAUUAAGGGAGUUUUUGUCUCUUCCUAUGGAAGUGAAGAGCAAGCGUGAAAGAAACGUUGAGAAGAUCCAAGAAGCCAAGGAGGCGAGACUGAGAGAGAUACCGGAAAAGGAAAAGGCGAGAAAAAAAAGGAGGAAGGAACAGAUGCAGAAACAUGCAACUAAGAAUGCCCAGAAAAGGGCAAGAAAGAAGGCUAACAAAAGGGCGCAGAAAGAGAAAGGUAGAAGGUUUGAGGGUGGGUAUAAAUUAGUGACCCAAGAUGCUAUCUCCUUACAGAUCAAAGCUAACGAUGAGCUCUGGGAUAUUAGUCGGCCUUUGGAAGGUGACUGUAAGCUUGAGCUGUUUAAAUUUGGUAGCGAUAAAGGGAGGGGCACUCUUUGGCACUCUAGUGCUCACAUUCUUGGUCAGGCUCUUGAGCAGGAGUAUGGGUGUCAGCUUUGCAUAGGACCAUGUACGACGAGAGGAGAGGGUUUCUACUAUGAUGCAUUUUAUGACGAGUUGGCUCUAAAUGACAAUCACUUUCCUAACAUCGAAGCCGGUGCUGCGAAAGCUGCUAAGGAAGCGCAACCAUUUGAAAGGAUUGAAGUGACAAAAGAUCAGGCAAUUGUGAUGUUUUCUGAUAACAAGUUUAAGGUUGAAAUCAUGAACGAUUUACCUGCGGACAAGACCAUUACUGUCUAUAGAUGUGGCCCUGUUGUUGACUUGUGUCGUGGACCGCACAUACCAAACACUUCUUUUAUGAAAGCUUUCAAGUGUUUGAGGGCCUCAUCAGCUUACUGGAGGGGAAGUAAAGAACGUGAAAGUUUGCAGAGAGUUUAUGGGAUAUCUUACCCAGAUCAGAAACAGCUGAAGAAAUAUCUUCAAUUUCUAGAAGAAGCCAAAAAGUAUGACCACAGACUAUUGGGCCAAAAGCAGGAACUAUUCUUUAAUCAUCCACUCAGCCCUGGGAGUUGGUUCUUUCUUCCACUCGGCACUCGUGUAUAUAACAAGUUGAUGGGAUUCAUUAAGGAGCAAUACUGGAAAAGGGAUUACACAGAGGUCAUAACGCCAAAUAUGUACAUGAGUCUGUGGGAAACUUCCGGACAUGCUGCAAAUUACGAGGAGAAUAUGUUUACUUUUGAUAUUGAGAAGCAGGAGUUCGGGUUCAAACCUAUGAACUGCCCUGGUCACUGCUUGAUGUUCCAACACAGGGUUCGCUCAUACAGAGAAUUACCUAUUAGACUGGCUGACUUUGGAUUGUUACACCGCAAUGAGGCAAGUGGAUCCCUUAGUGGGUUGACUCGUGGCAGACGGUUCCAGCAGGAUGAUGCACACAUAUUCUGUACAGAGGAUCAGGUUACGGAAGAAGUGAAAUCUGUGUUGGAGUUCAUUGACUAUGCAUUCACAGUCUUUGGUUUUACCUAUGAGCUAAAGCUUUCAACGAGGCCAGAAAAGUACCUUGGUGAUUUGGCAACAUGGGAUAAAGCUGAAAAUGCUCUCAAAGUAUCCCUAGAUGCUUCGGGAAAGACAUGGCAGUUGAACGAAGGAGAUGGUGCAUUUUAUGGAACAAAGAUAGACAUCACAGUCUCAGAUUGACUGUAUGACAUCACAGUCUCUGGCUUUCAAUAAACAAAGCGUUACACUUUUUUUGUGGGUUUUGAGUUUGCCUAAUCUUUAAGGCUUGUGCCUUGUAUAACACGUUUCUUUUGAAGAUUGGUGCUAUUAUGAUAUCUGUCGGUCGAAAACCAGAAUAAAUGCGCAAAGUGCAAGAAUC
Messenger RNA from Eruca vesicaria subsp. sativa (arugula), 3451 nucleotides. NCBI's taxonomy places the organism in Eukaryota, Viridiplantae, Streptophyta, Magnoliopsida, Brassicales, Brassicaceae. The record is from the annotation of a GenBank genome assembly.